AAUAUCACAGUCGGUUCUAGAACCAAUUGAGAUAAUCAUUGAUUAUCAUAGUUGCUUGAGUGCAAUCGGUUAGUGAUAGCAGUUCGAACCAACUGCAUUGGUCUGAUUGAAGUAGACAUGCAAUCCCCCAUAGCCACAUUCCUGGCUUAUGUAAAGCAGAUCACAAGAUUCAUGAUUGCAGCAUUGAAUGAAGACCUUGGCAAGCGAAGCGAACGAUACCAGCAUUUGACUUGACCAACAUGCAAUGAGAAAUCCGUUUGUUGCACGCGAAUCAUGUCUAUCCCAGAACAUGCUCAUACUGGUCUUAGAAAAAGAGAAAAAGCACACGUUCAUACUCCAGCAUUACAAGUCAGGCACCAACGGCAGCAAGAAGGUAACUGCCUAGCAUCAUGCUUGGCCCCACCCAGUAUGCCUAUAAAAGCUAAAAGGUCGGCCAGAGCAAGACUCCAUACCUUCAAGAUGGCUGAACCUCAGCACACCAAUGGAGCUACUCACGGUGAUUCUGGCUCUGCAUAUGCAGCAGAGAAAAUGCCACCAAAGAGGCUACAGAGAUUUGAUUCACUGCAUAUGGAAGCUGGAAAGAUUCCUGGUGGCCAAACACAUGCAACCAAGGUUGGCUGGGCGACCACACUACACUUGGCAUUCCAAAGCAUAGGUGUUGUUUAUGGGGACAUGGGGACUUCUCCUCUGUAUGUUUUCUCCAGCACCUUUACAAGCGGGAUCAAUGACACAGAUGACCUCCUUGGAGUCAUGUCUCUAAUUAUCUACACUAUCAUUCUCCUUCCAUUGAUAAAAUAUUGCUUCAUUGUCCUGCGAGCUAAUGACAACGGUGAUGGAGGAACAUUUGCACUUUAUUCAUUGAUAUCUCGGUAUGCUAGGAUUAGCUUGAUACCCAAUCAGCAGGCCGAAGAUGCAAUGGUCUCUCGCUACAAGUUAGAGUCCCCAACAAAUCGUAUCAAGAGGGCUCAUUGGAUCAAGGAGAAGAUGGAAAACAGUCCAAAAUUUAAGGUCAUGCUUUUCCUAGUGACAAUCCUGGCAACAUCCAUGGUGAUCGGUGAUGGUGUGCUAACUCCAUCUAUGUCAGUGCUUAGCGCAGUUGGGGGGAUCAAGCAAUCAGCUACGUCCCUGACUCAAGGACAGAUCACUGGCAUCUCAAUAGCCAUUCUGAUUGUCCUCUUUGUUGUUCAGCGCUUUGGCACAGACAAAGUUGGUUACACAUUUGCCCCUAUAAUCUUGACAUGGUUCAUCUUGAUUGCUGGUAUUGGAGUGUAUAAUUUGUUCAAACAUGAUACUGGUGUUCUGAAAGCAUUCAAUCCAAAAUAUAUUGUGGACUAUUUCAAAAGAAAUGGAAAGCAAGGCUGGAUUUCUCUUGGAGGUGUUAUUUUAUGCAUUACAGGAACGGAGGCAAUGUUUGCCGACCUUGGUCACUUCAAUGUGAGAGCCGUUCAGAUUGGCUUUUCAGUAGUUCUGUUCCCUUCAGUACUGCUGGCAUACAUUGGACAAGCUGCAUAUCUUCGUGUCUACCCAGAAAAUGUUGCAAAUACAUUCUACAAAUCACUUCCAGGUCCGUUAUAUUGGCCAACUUUUGUGGUGGCUGUAGCCGCUGCUAUAAUUGCAAGCCAAGCUAUGAUAUCUGGUGCCUUUGCAAUUAUUGCUCAGUCCCAAGUUCUAGGUUGCUUUCCACGAGUUCGUGUGACCCACACUUCAACAAAGUUUGAAGGGCAAGUCUACAUCCCGGAGAUCAACUAUACAUUGAUGAUUUUAUGUGUAGCUGUUACAGCUAUUUUCCAAACUACAGACAAGAUUGGCAAUGCAUACGGUAUUGCUGUUGUCUUUGUGAUGUUUGUAACAACACUUCUAGUCACUCUAGUAAUGGUUAUGAUAUGGAAGGCAAGUCUGCUAUGGAUUGCACUCUUUCCAGUAAUAUUUGGCGGAGCAGAGCUCAUAUACUUAUCUUCGGCAUUCUACAAGUUUACUCAAGGAGGCUACUUGCCACUAGCUUUUGCGGCGAUUUUGAUGUUUAUAAUGGCCACAUGGCAUUAUGUCCAUGUUCAUCGAUACAACUAUGAGCUCCAGAACAAGGUAUCAAAUAAUUAUGUGGCAGAAUUAGCAACAAGGCGACAUCUUGCCAGGUUGCCAGGAAUAGGCUUUCUGUACUCUGAACUUGUGCAGGGCAUCCCACCCAUACUUCCUCACUUGGUAGAAAAGGUGCCAUCCAUCCACUCAGUUCUUGUGAUUGUCUCGAUAAAGUACUUACCGAUCAGCAAGGUAGAAACAAGCGAACGUUUCCUCUUCAGAUAUGCAGAGCCAAGAGAUUACAGGAUUUUCCGAUGUGUGGUGCGCUACGGAUACAAUGAUAAAGUAGAAGAUCCAAGAGAAUUUGAGGGCUUACUUAUUGGUCAUUUGAAACAAUUUAUCCAUCAAGAAUCUUUCACCCGCCAAGGAGGAGAUCAUUCAACAGAAGAAUUAGGAGAUGCAGUGGAGCCUUCUGUUGGAGCUCAAGAGGCAAGGUUGUCCAAAAGUUUUUCAGAUAGAAUCACUGCUGCUCCACCAAAUGAAUGCAUUGAUGAGAUACAAUUAAUUCAGAGAGAGAUGGAGGAUGGUGUUGUCCAUAUGCUUGGAGAAACUAAUGUGGUGGCAGAACUAGAUGCAGAUUUCUUUAAGAAAAUAAUAGUUGACUAUGCCUACAAUUUCAUGAGGACGAACUUCAGGCAACCAGAGAAGAUAACAUGUGUCCCUCAUAACAGACUGUUACGGGUGGGAAUGACAUACGAGAUCUAGAGCGACGUUGGACUUAGUACAAUACCACAAUUAGAUCAAAAGACUCAGAGGAUUAACUACUUGACAACAGAGUAGGUGUUUUCAAUAUCAAAUCAGGAAAUGCAAACGCAGACUGAACUGAAAAGUAAAGGAUGGAAGGGCUCUAUUCAUAGAGGUGGAGAAACUAGAGUACAUGUAAUGGGUGCCUACGACAUAAAUGUUUGUAAGAAAAGUAUGUGUAGUGGUUGUGCUCGUAGUGUGAUUGAUACCUGUGUUCUUUUGAAAAUAAAUGAAGGUUUUAACCUAUUGCCAAAAGGUAAGAUGGAGAAUACUUUUUUUAAAUUUUUGGUAAGUCAUUCAAUACUGUGUAUAAAACAUGUCCCGCAGAUCGUUGAUUGUAAGUGGCGUUAUGUUAUUACUAA
This is a messenger RNA of Phragmites australis (common reed), 3182 nucleotides long. RefSeq names its product potassium transporter 5-like. The record is from RefSeq and is a predicted model, not a curated record. Gene Ontology annotation, cellular component: membrane. Gene Ontology annotation, molecular function: potassium ion transmembrane transporter activity. NCBI's taxonomy places the organism in Eukaryota, Viridiplantae, Streptophyta, Magnoliopsida, Poales, Poaceae. Gene Ontology annotation, biological process: potassium ion transmembrane transport.